Molecule: messenger RNA, 3129 nt
Organism: Acanthoscelides obtectus
Lineage: Eukaryota; Metazoa; Arthropoda; Insecta; Coleoptera; Chrysomelidae
Source: the annotation of a GenBank genome assembly
GGUCUGACUACCUGGAUUUCACCGAUCCCUGGGAAUUAAUUAUGUGUCCUGUGCCGAUAUGGGGAAUUUUGAAUUAUUACUAGAAAGAUAACUAGCUGUCAUUGUCCUGUCCCAUGAUGGAUACUUGGAUAGUGGUGAAAUCAUUUUGAGGUUAGGUUAGGUAGCAAACAAAUAAAUACAGAAUAUUGUGAAUUAUAAGAAAUCAAAAAAUGUGGACGUAAUUGACUGCAAGGGAGAUGUCGGUCUGAUAUGCACUGCUCAAAUUAAGCAAUAAACAUGUCAGGUGAAUCUCUAGACAAAACAGUGAGAGUAUAAUAUGGAUAUGGAACUGUGACAAUAUAUUAGGAUUUAGUUUAAGCAAUGAUUACAGUGCAUUGGACCAUUCGACGCAUCCCUGAAUCUCUACAGUAAGUUUGUUGAGAGAAAAAAAUAACAUCGUGAUAAACCUUGUUGUUUUCUAGUGAUUUUGUAAAAACAUUCUUCAGAAAAUGUCACAUUACAUUCCGUUCUCUCACAUACAACUACUUUUUGGACCAAAGCUAUGCAGCCGAUGUCUGUAUGGAACCUAUGUUUUGGUUUGUUGACAAUUUUACUUAUGCAAUAGGACCUUUAUUUGUUGUUGCGGUUGUAGCCCUAACAGCAUCAGUAGUUUCCAUAGCAUAUUGGAUAGGGAUUCCAUAUUGGUGGAAUCGAAAUAGUUAUCUAUGUAUUAUUCUAGUCAUCAUGGGACACUGGCUGUUAUUAAACAUUGUUUUCCACUAUUAUAUGGCUGUUGUUACGCAUCCUGGGUUCCCCCCUGAGGGUGAACUAAUAACUGAGGCAGUAAGCAUAUGCAAAAAAUGCAUUGCCCCAAAACCACCAAGGACACACCAUUGUUCUGUAUGUAAUCGUUGUAUUCUAAAAAUGGAUCAUCACUGUCCAUGGCUCAAUAACUGUGUGGGUUUUAGAAACCACCGGUAUUUCUUUUUGUAUAUGGUAUACACAGUACUGGGUGUACUGUUUGUGAUAAUUUGUGGAUUUGAUGUAGCUUAUACAGCAAUAUUUCUAUCACCUGCUGAUUUGGAUGAACCUGAACUGGAAGGGCAUUCUGUGAAAAUCAAUAGAACAGGGGCAUUGAUUCCAGUGACUGAUGCUCCUGAUUUAGAUAAGUCUCUGAUUGAAGAUGAACCAGUGUUGGAGUAUAUUAGUCCUUGGAGGCGCAGAGCUAUCAUAUAUAUGGCGCUUAUUAACACAGGUGUAUUUGUGGCCUUAGGAGUUCUAUCUUUAUGGCACUCAAACCUCAUUGGUCGAGGAGAGACGAGUAUUGAAGCAAACAUAAACAAAGCAGAGACUAUAAGAUUAGCCGAGCUUGGCAGAACAUACCUAAAUCCUUACAACUUUGGCAGAAAGAAGAAUUGGAGAAUAUUCUUGGGCUUAGUACAGAGAAGGUCGUUUUUAAAGAAUGUUCUACUCCCAUCUGCUCAUGAACCAAUUGGAGAUGGUCUGACUUGGCAUACAAUACAUGAUGAACACGUUGACGAAUGGCCAUAAGCUUGAGGAACAAUUUACAUUAACCAAAUUUAACAUUCCAACAUUAUCAUUUUGCCAUUCCAAAGAGCUAUUCUAAAUGAUGCAUAGAAGUUACAGUUUAAGAAAAAAAAAACGUUCAUUCUAUGCUAUCCUCUAUAGUUAUAAGAAAUAUUCAAGUAUUUCGUAGAUUUUCGUACCUUCCAUUACAUAUUGUACAGCUUAGGCACAUAGCUCAUUCUGUAUAUUUGCGUAAAAAAUAUUCACAAAAUGUGUGAUAAUUCAUCUUAGUUAAUGAAAUCCUAUAUUAUUUGUUUGAAUUGUGAGUCGCACUGAAAAAACAUAUCCAAUUUAAUAUUUUUCAUAGGUUGAUAUUUUUCAUUUAUUGAAUGAAAACUUGUGGAAUUUUUUUGGUCAUACUACUACCUCUGAUUAUUACCAAAGAGUUGUUUUAACAAUAAGGUACAUAACGUUGAGUAUAAAACUGAUUAUUACCGUGAAUGAGAACAGUUAUAAUCUUUUUGUAUUAAUGAUUGUGAAUGUGCGGUUUUUAUUGAAUACAUUUAUUUCCGUAGAAAGUUUUACCCGAUCAUUUAGCGAUAUUUGGUCAUUAGGUGCAAUCGGAAUGUCUCUGCAUAAAAAAACUAAAAUGCGAGCUUAUGUUUCAGAAAAGAACCCUCAAUUUAUGUAUACCUCAAUGUUAACAAAGCUCACGAUUCAUUGUGGGCUUGCAGACGUGUUGUCUGUUGUCUAGAAAUAUUGUAAUUUGUUAUGUGGGCACUCUUACUGAUGGCAUAUGAUCGGUUUUCUGCUUUUUCAUUAUGCAAUAAGUUCAAAUGAUUGAUUGUGAAAAUAUAUUUCUAAAUUUACUUUGUAAGUGGUGGAAUAUAUUAAUGGUUAAAGUAAGUCAUUUACAUUUUCGUAUAUAAAAUGUGACUCGAUCCGGGUUUUUUCGAAUUAGUUUUCUAGGGAAACAUUUAAAAAACACUUGAAACGUACUUUUUGGCGCUUGUGAAAAGUGUGUUUCAACAGUUUUAGUAUUUUUUUUCGCAGGGAUAAAAAUCGAUAAAACACGGAUCUCCCUAAAAUAUUAUUAAGUUUGUUGUUUACUAUUUAAAAGACUGGAAAAUUGUUAAAGUGUAGUUUCAGAAUUAACGAUCUCAAAACUUGUUUUGCUUUUGCAGUACGCUACACAUAAGCGAAAAAUAAAUGAUGGUGUAGAAAACGUGUUUCAUUUAAGCUAACGAACGAAGACCGGUAGCGCAUCAAUUCGACUUCAAGUAGCUGCACUAAUCUUGAUAUCACUCAGGCUCAAACUGCAAACUUUUAUAUAUGUCACCAUUGAAAUGUAGGUAUUUGAGGUGUAGGCUUGAAUCCCUUACAACACAUCUUGCGAGAAAAUAGCAGCGUCCUUCUCCUUCCAUGCACUGCGGCCUACUGAACGGAUUUCAGCAGCCCCUCGUAGUCAUUCAAAAUAUAUUCAUCCGUAUACCUGUUAUGAAUGAUUUCAAACUAAUUCUGUGCCUUUUAAACUAAACAAAUGUUAAAAACUGCAACAUAAAAUUCGAGGAGGUAUAAAAGACUGCAUAAAAAAUUAAGUUAGCCAACGCAUUAUUGAAUCCG